AAUUGUUACCAAAUUUUGAAAUUGGUCAUUCUUUUUGGAACGGAUCAAAAAGGAAAUAGGUUCACAUAAACUGGAAUAGUGGAAGUAUUAGAUAGCUAAAGGACAAAAUAAAUGGUGGGGAUUGGUCAUUGACUUAGGAAAUGGGCUUGUAUUUUAGCCGUUUAAGCAAUGUACAAAAUUUUCAAAGUUGAAAUGACCAAUUCUUGUCCUUUUCUUUAUCUACUAUGGACAAAGUUCAGCUGCCAUGUGGUUAGGCAAUUUAACAUAAAAAGUGACUAUUUGUACAGGAGGUAAGGCAACUUGCUUUGUUUUUGUAAUUUUCUUGCAUGUUUGAGUGAGAUCAUUAUGCACCUUUGGCAUUUUCUUUAAAAUUGUAAUUUCUUUUUUAAUUUUAAGUUUGUGUGAAUCCUGUGCAACAGAAAAUCAGCUGGUUGUUUUUCUGUAACUGAAGUUUUCUCUGAUGUGUUACUGACAGUAGUCCGCCUUGCUUAAUCCUUUGGUCAUGGCGCGUUAAAUUAUUUCUAUUGAACUCAUGUUAGAUGAUCUGAACUAUUUCCAUUGUUCCCUCAUGUUUAUCGUGCAAAAGCCAUUAGAUCUAUCUCCAGUGGUAUCUGAAACUGGUUCACUGUCAUUCUGAUUCUAUUUUGUUUUUGGGCUUCGCGUUGUAUAUGGUCAGAAACUUGUAUGUUAAGUGUAAGGAUAGGUGUAUGAUGUAGAAAUAAUCUAACUUUCAGAACUCCUAAUUUGCUUAAUAGACAAAUUAAGUAGUAUGAAUGAAAAGACAACUGGUGCUGCAGAGUGGAAUGGUUAUAGACUGUAGAGGAUUCAUAUAGCAGUCCGUACUUAGUUUGGGAAUGAGGCAGCGUUAGAUUGUUUGCAUUCUUGGCCACUGUUCUCUCGUUAUUACUACUAGAUGGUUUGGCAUGUUAUGCUAUAUUGUUUCCGGCUACUUUUUUUGGGUCGAAUAUGUUGCUAAAAUUAUCCUUGUCAAGGAAUUUGCAAGUAUUCACAGCCAGUUCCUCCUAAACAUAUUUUGGAAAGUCUGUUGACAUAGCUUUCUGAGUCAUAUAUAUCUACCUCAGACGUUGAUGUUUGCUUCACUGCUUGUGAGAAUUCUCCAGACUCGUCCAACUGAUGUAAUCUAUGAAUUUUCUGCUGCUGCUAAGAAUGCAUCUUUCGUAGGUCUUAAGCUCGCCGAUGGCUUUUUUUCUACUUUUAAUACAAUAAGGAGUGAAUUAAUCUGAUACAUCCUGUUUCUGGUUAUCUUUGCCUUACUGCCCAUUGAAUUUGUUCAAAUACUUAUCUAUUUAUGGGAUGCUUUACGUCUUAAUGUUAUAUUGUCAGAUUGCACCUAAACAGGACUCAAUAGAACGUAUUAUCACUCAACUUGGUUCUUGCAUUGAGAAGUUAAAUCGCCUGUGGACAUUGAUCGUCUGUUUGUAUUCCAUGUAUUUGAAUGCGACGACAGUGUCUUAACACGCUGAAGAGAAGGCCACCAUGAAGGAAAAUCUGGACGAGAUAUUAAAUCACUCAAAUGGUUACAAUGAGUCUAAGUCUUUAGUCUUUCCAACAAAAGAUCUGCUUGAUUCAAAUGGUUAUCACGGCGGUAAAGACUCUUUGGAAAGUGAAACAAAAGAGAGGAACGAAUUCUGGAAACAUCAGGAACUUAAUGGCUCUGUAUUUUUUGAAGAUAUUUCAAGAAGUAACAAACAUGAAACUACUUGCAAGAGAAAUGGAAAUCCUUUUGCAUGUGACACAGAAGAUAGAGAUCAUGCCUGGAGUAUUCCAGAAUUUGAGGGCUCGAUGAUUGUUGACGUUGAUGAUAAAGAAAAUGGAGCCAUAGUCUCUAAUGCACCAUUUACCUCUGCUUCAGAGUUGUUUGGUAUAGACACUCAUUUAUAUAUCGAUAAGGGUGUCGUGGAAUGCAAAUUGCCUGAAUCGACAAUUUGCUACAAAGAAAGUAACUAUAACAUUAUGAAAGACAUAUGCAUAGAUGAGGGAUGCAUAGAUGAGGGUGUACCUCUAGUGGAUAAAAUUGUAACUGAAAGCAAGAAAGAUGAUCAGCCCAACUCGUCUGUUUCUCUAGCUGCUGACGAACACCGCCCUAGCUAUACAAGGGGAAAUAUUGACAGUGAAUUGCUCUCAACAGGUGAGUAUAAAACUUCAUCAGUUGAAGAUACCGACAAAAUUGCUUUGGCUCAUCAUACAACUACAGAAGAUGAGGACACUCAGUCGCUUGUUCCAAGUGGUUUAAAACCCUCCUCAGAAGAUAAUAUCAGCAAAGGUGCUGAUAAGGAUUCUUGUCUAGAGGAUGUGAUGAAGAUUUUUGGAUCAAAAUGUACUACAAUGGAAAAAGCCAUUAACACAUCAGAAAAAGAAUCCGGCAUUCAGAAUUCUAAAGAAUCUAACUCUGAUGCUGAUCAAUCAGCACAGCAGCCUGAUCAGUUCCUUGAACUGCAGAUGCCUUCUGGCGUAGCAACUGUCAACAGCGAAAAUGCAGUCUCGGCACCUGAUGAAACAAGCAACAAUGGGCCAUGUAGCAACGUCUUUUCCAAUAGCAAGUCGGAAGCUGGAGCUAUUACUUGUGACCAAAGCUCUACUGAGUCAACUUUAAGUAGCAGUGUGGAAAAUAUCGCCAAAAACUUGCCUGAAAAAUCCCUUAAAUUAGAGGCCAUCUCCAGUCACAAGGAUGGGAGUUCUGAUGGCAUUUCAGCUGGUAGUCAAAUUCAUUUUACCAACUGUGUGGACAGGAGCGAUAGCAGUGUUCAUGGACAAUCUCUUGACCCCAAAAAUAUGGCUAAUCUCGAGGAUAAAACCUCUGAUAAUCUCCCCCUCGGUACGCAUGGUCAUUUUGCAGAUGGAGAGGCAAGUUUUUCUGCAGGAGGACCUGCAUCUGGUCUGAUCACUUACUCAGGACCUAUAUCACAUUCGGGCAGCGUCUCUCUUCGGUCAGAUAGCAGUACAACCAGUGCUAGAUCCUUUGCCUUCCCAGUCUUACAGAAUGAAUGGAACAGUAGUCCAGUAAGAAUGGCAAAGGCAGAAAGAAGGCGGAAACAGGGGGGUUGGAGGCAGAGCCUUCUCUGUUGUAGAUUCUAAGUCCUUUUAUUUCUUUUAAUAGGGUUGUUAGUUCAAAAAUAUACAUCACUUAUAAUCCGAAAUCAUGAUCCAUUGAGUAUUUGUAAUUAUAAAUGUUGAUAUUCUCUUAGGAAUAUGUCAGCGGUGGUAGGUUUAGAUGGCUCUUUGAGUUUGUUUUCGCUAAGAGCGGAGGCUGUGAAAUGUAAAACCUCACAUUUUUGUUUUCCUUACUUUAUAUGAUCCUUCUAUAAUACAAUCAUUUAGCAGUGAAACUCA
Nicotiana tabacum (common tobacco) is the source of this 3351-nucleotide messenger RNA. RefSeq lists its product as uncharacterized. NCBI's taxonomy places the organism in Eukaryota, Viridiplantae, Streptophyta, Magnoliopsida, Solanales, Solanaceae. Gene Ontology annotation, biological process: regulation of asymmetric cell division. The record is from RefSeq and is a predicted model, not a curated record.